Ficedula albicollis (Collared flycatcher) is the source of this 420-nucleotide messenger RNA. RefSeq names its product balbiani ring protein 1-like. NCBI's taxonomy places the organism in Eukaryota, Metazoa, Chordata, Aves, Passeriformes, Muscicapidae. The transcript has a single exon. Bases 1 to 420 code for a protein of 139 amino acids. The record is from RefSeq and is a predicted model, not a curated record.
AUGAGGGUUAAACCCAGCAGAGGAUCCAGGGGGAUGAGGGUUAAACCCAGCAGAGGAUCCAGGGGGAUGAGGGUUAAACCCAGCAGAGGAUCCAGGGGGAUGAGGGUUAAACCCAGCAGAGGAUCCAGGGGGAUGAGGGUUAAACCCAGCAGAGGAUCCAGGGGGAUGAGGGUUAAACCCAGCAGAGGAUCCAGGGGGAUGAGGGUUAAACCCAGCAGAGGAUCCAGGGGGAUGAGGGUUAAACCCAGCAGAGGAUCCAGGGGGAUGAGGGUUAAACCCAGCAGAGGAUCCAGGGGGAUGAGGGUUAAACCCAGCAGAGGAUCCAGGGGGAUGAGGGUUAAACCCAGCAGAGGAUCCAGGGGGAUGAGGGUUAAACCCAGCAGAGGAUCCAGGGGGAUGAGGGUAAAACCCAGGAAAUGA